ACCGGAUCUGUCAUAGGAAAUGUAGCAAGGGACCUCGGACUGAACGUGGGGGAAUUAUCUGUUCGAAAGGCCCGCAUUGACAGCGAUCUGAACCGUAAACGGUAUUGUGACAUAAAUCCAAGCACUGGCGAUUUAAUUGUAGCUGAGAGGAUUGAUAGAGAGGCUCUUUGUGGCGAAAAGGCAUCUUGCAUCCUCAAAUCUGAAUUGGUCUUAGAGGCGCCACUUGUGUUACAUCGAAUUUCAUUACAAAUACAAGAUAUCAAUGACAAUCAACCUGUUUUUGCGAAAGACGAAAUAAAAAUAGAAAUCAAUGAAUUGGCUGUAAAGGGAUCCCGUUUCCGUAUUUUGGAAGCACACGAUCUCGAUAUUGGACAAAACGCUGUUCAAAGAUAUGUGUUGCAGACUAACAGUUAUCUAGUGCUGAAAAUGCAGACUAAAUUAGAUGGAGGCAGAUUUGCUGAACUAGUGUUGCAAAAGGAAUUGGAUCGCGAGGAACAGCGGGAAUUCCGAUUACUACUUACUGCAUUGGAUGGGGGCAGUCCUAAAAGAAGUGGCACGACUACCGUGCAUGUAAUUGUCUUAGACGCUAACGAUAACGCCCCGGUUUUUAGUCAACCUGUGUAUAAAGCCAGUCUUCCUGAAAAUUCUCCUUUAUAUACUGUAGUGGUUAAAGUGGCUGCAACUGAUGCAGAUGAAGGUCUAAAUGGUAAGGUGACUUAUGAGCUAAGUCGUAUAUCAGAGACUGGCAGAAGAGCAUUUGAUUUAAAUCACAUCACAGGAGAAAUAAAGGUAAUCGGACCUUUGGAUUUUGAAGAAGAGUCCGUUUAUGAAAUGCGCGUAGAUGCUAAAGACGGAUAUGGUCUUACCUCAGACUCAAAAGUAAUAAUUGAGCUGUCAGAUGUAAAUGACAACCCACCUGGGAUUAGUUUAAAAUCACUAUCUAACUCCAUACCCGAGAACGCGUCACCUGGUACAGAGGUGGGAAUCAUUAACGUGCAGGACAAAGACUCUGAGAAUAACGGACAGGUCCGCUGCUCCAUCCAACAGGGUGUCCCCUUUAAGUUGGUUCCGUCUAUUAAAAACUAUUAUUCUCUGGUCACCACAGGACAACUGGACCGCGAACUAGUGUCCGAUUACAACAUUACAAUCACUACCACUGACGAGGGCUCUCCACCUCUGUCCUCUUCUAAAAGUGUUCAGUUAUCUGUAGCUGACAUCAACGACAACCCACCUAUAACCGCUGCGGACCUCAGCUAUUCUGCACCGGAGGAGAUGAGACCGGGAUCCAUUGUUGGGAAUAUUGCCAAGGAUCUCGGCCUGGAAGUAGCAAAAUUGUUCACUCGUAAAGCCCGGAUUGAUACAGAGGAAAACUACCAGCAUUACUGCGACAUUGACCUCAAGACUGGAAAUUUUGUCAUCAGGGAGAAGAUUGACAGGGAGGAGCUGUGCGGGGAGAGGCUUUCGUGCAUGCUUAAAUUUGAAUUAGUCGUGGAGAACCCUUUGGAGCUGCACC
Haplochromis burtoni (Burton's mouthbrooder) is the source of this 1513-nucleotide messenger RNA. RefSeq names its product protocadherin gamma-B3-like. The annotation marks the transcript as partial. Gene Ontology annotation, molecular function: calcium ion binding. Gene Ontology annotation, biological process: homophilic cell-cell adhesion. Gene Ontology annotation, cellular component: plasma membrane. Lineage: Eukaryota; Metazoa; Chordata; Actinopteri; Cichliformes; Cichlidae. The record is from RefSeq and is a predicted model, not a curated record. The transcript is spliced from 2 exons.